AUGACGUCGCUACAGGUGGAUGAGGAUCAGCCAAUCGGCACCACAGUGUUGACCUUGGACGUGAGCGACUCUGACGCCGGUACGGACGGUGACCUAACCUACACCAUCACUGAUGGGAACACGGGCUCCUACUUUGAACUUGACCCGAAGACGGGAGUGCUGGUGGUCAGUAAGGGUCUGGACUUCGAGACGGCGGGAGGGACGUACAACAUCAGUAUCCAGGCGGUGGAUGGCGGGAACCCUGCCCGCAGCGCGGACUCGUACGUCCUGGUCACCAUCGGGAACGUGAACGACAACCCACCAUCUUGUACCCAGACCACGUACGUCGUCCAAGUACCCGAGGACGAGACCCCCAACCUCAUUCCUGGUUUUGUCGACAUGGACUGUUCCGACAGCGACGGUGACAUACUUACAGACACCAUCAUUUCCGGAGACCCUGCCGGCAAAUUCAUUAUCAGGCCAAACGGCGCAUUCUUCACGAUCUUCCCCGGCAGUGCAUUGGACUAUGACGACCCCAACUCCACACCUCGGUCGUACGAUCUGAUCGUGCAACUGAGCGAUGGCACUACGGCUAUAGAAGUGCCGGUCGUCAUCGGCGUCACUCCGGUCAACGAAGGCGCUCCGACCAUCACCGACGACACGGUCACUGUUUCCGAAAACACGCCGAUUGGUGACGUCAUCUAUGACGUCGAUGAUUCUGACCCAGACGCCGAUGACCAGGCCCAUGGUAUCGUGACGUAUGCAAUCACGGGGCCGGCUACACACCCAUUCCGGAUAGACUCUUCCACAGGCGAGAUCUCUGUGGCAUCUACACUGGAUUACGAAACAUCGACCAGCUAUGACCUUGAAGUUGUGGCAACGGACGGCGGCGGGCUGGCCUCCACUGCCACGGUCACGAUCAACUUCGACGGCGUGAACGAGUUCUACCCCACGUGCACAUCUUCUGCGUUCGGUGUAUCAGUGAGUGAAACUGCGGCCGUCGGAGCUCUUGUCGUCGAUUUGGGCUGUACUGACAGUGACAGCGGCUUCGACGGGUUUUUAACCUACACAGCGACGCAGACUCCGUCUACAAAAUUCGACGUUUCGACGGGACAGAUUCGAGUGUCAACUGCGUUAGACUACGACGGAGGAGAAACGCUGUAUUCCCUUGUCAUCCUGGUAAACGAUAACUCAGUAAUAACGGCGAAUCAGAAAACAACUACACUUACAGUCACCAUUGAAGUUACCCCCGAAAACGAAGACACGCCGUCAUUUUCUACCUUGGUAUUUCCGCUAACCCUGUCUGAAGACAUCAGUAUUGGUAGUACCAUCAUUGACUUGGAUGCUACAGAUACAGAUGCCUCAAAUCAGGCCCACGGCAUUGUGACGUAUAGCAUUACGUCAGGGGAUCCCAAUGGAGACUUCAGCAUCGACCCGAGCAGCGGAGUGAUCGUGACGAACUCGCCCCUAGACUGGGAGACCACUCCGCUGUACCCGCUCGAGGUGUGGGCUACAGACGGCGGCACCCCGGCGCUGAGCUUAUCCACGUCCGUUAUAAUCAUUCUCGACGACGUAAACGACAACACGGCGCAGUGCGUGCCCGCUGUGUUCUCCGAGACGGUGUCAGAGAGCGAGGCGGCGGACUACGUUGUGACGUCGCUCUCCUGUACCGACAGCGACGGGGCGUUCGGAGUCCUGACCUACUCCAUCUCGGCUGGCGAUACCAACCAGUUCUACAUGAAUGGGUCCGACCUACUGCUGACCACGCCGCUGGACUAUGAUGCAGUUCCGAGACAAUACAACCUGGAGAUCACAGUCGCAGACAACGGCUCUCCGCCCAACUAUGUCGUCAUCCCCGUUACGGUACACGUGGACCCCGUGAACGAGUUUCCUCCGGUCUUCGCUCUCUCCGGGGACGUCGUUCUCAGCGUCGACGAGGACUUCACCGUGAACGAUCCCAUCACGAGCGUCGCCGCUACGGACGCAGACUCUGACGUCAACGCUCAUGGACAGAUCACCUAUACUAUUCUGUCAGGAAACAUCGAUGCAAAGUUUAGUUUAGACUCCGACACAGGUAUCCUAUACUUAGUAGACGAGUUAGACCGAGAAACCAAGGCGUCAUACAACAUUGUAGUUCAAGCCUCGGACGGAGUGCUUUUCAACGCCGGAACACCUAACACAAUCACCAAGUGGGUCAACAUAACCGUUAACGACAUCAACGACAACGAGCCACAGUGUACGCCUUCCCAUUACGCUGUUACAUUUAACGAGAGCACGGCCACGGGAACCUUGAUAACAACCGUCACGUGCCAGGAUCUGUUUGACGCUGGAACGAACGCACAGAUUCAGUACUUCUUCUCCGGGUCUGGGAACGUCGGCAACGCGUUUGCCAUCGACCAAACAACCGGGCAAAUCACUCUCCAGAAUCCGCUGGAGUACGAUUCUAGCUCCGAUCCACAGUCAUACUCGCUUACGGUUCAUGCGGUAGACCAGGGUACUACAAAGCUAACGGGGACGGCUCUUGUUACGGUAGCAGUGAGCCCGUGGAAUGAAGACACUCCGCAGUUUUCAGAGACCGAGUACGUGGUUUCCGUGUCGGAAGACACCAGUCUUGGCACUUCCGUUCUUCAAAUCAUAGCGACGGACACCGACGCAGGAGAUGACGGCGUUGUUCACUUCAGCAUGGCCGCUCACAGUACUUUCCUGCUAGAAGAAACCACGGGUUGGCUAGUUCUUAAAUCCGCACUAGACAGAGAAAGUACGUCCUUAUACUUCCUACAGGUUACAGCCACGGAUCAACCAGCCAACCCAGCGGACGCCUUGUCAGCUGAAGUAAACGUGACUAUUAUCAUCACAGAUGUGAACGACAAUGCCCCUAUCUUCCCUACUUCAGCAUACCAGGUCACGCUUAACGAAAACGACGCAGUCGGCACGUUUGUAGUACGGCCCACCGCGUUCGACUUUGACUCCGGUAUCAACGGAAUUCUAUACUACGCCAUUACUGGGGGAAACACAAAUACGGACUUCUCUAUAGAUCAGUUCGGUAUCAUCACCACAGCCCGAGCUCUUGAUUACGAGACAACCACGUCCUACUCCUUGACAGUCACCGCAACGGAUCAGGGCUCAACACCUCUCUCUGCAACCACACAGGUUGGUAUCACAAUCACCCCUUACAACGAAUUCGAUCCAGCGUUCGGACAAGCUUCUUACAGCAUCGCCAUUGACGAAGACACGGCUAUCGGAAUCUCUAUUGGUCAGGUGACCGCCACAGAUGCCGACUAUGGCUCAAAUGGACUGCCUGAUGAUGUAACGUACAGCUUCGCAGCCACGAGCACGAAGUUCUACAUUGAUGAGUACACGGGUGACAUCAGGGUGAAGGGUGCGCUAGACAAGGAGACCCAAGACACGUACACGUUAACAGUUGUAGCGACGGAUUCUGGUACCACUCCAGCCGUCAGGUCUAACAGUGUCACCCUUACAAUUACCAUAGGAGACACCAAUGACAACGCCCCGGUGUUCAGUCCGGCAGCGUACACCGCCGAAGUGCCCGAAAACGCAACCGUCGGCUACAACGUCGUCACCGUUAUCGCCAGUGACAGCGACCUGGGAGUUGGUGGUACGCUGGAUUACAACAUCGUCGCCGGUAACGCUCCGGAUAACAUCUUUGCCGUUGAUUCAAGUGGCAACGUGUUCGUUACCUCCAUAGCAUAUCUGGACUAUGAAACCACUACAGUUUACACACUGUCCGUGACCGCUACCGACCAGGGCACGCCCAAGUUAACAUCCACCGCCAGGGUAGGCAUUCAAAUCACCGCAAACAACGAGUUCGACCCAGUCUUUUCAAACGGAGGCUACUACACAGCUACAAUCUCCGAAGACGCCAGUCUUAGUGACGCGGUGGUUCGCACCACAGCUUCUGAUGACGACGACGGUUUGGAUGGUGACGUCACCUACUUCAUCACAUCCGGGAACUCUGGCGGCAACUUUGCGAUAGAUUACGUCACAGGUUGGAUAACGGUGGAUAAAGAGCUCGACCGUGAGGUGACCAGUUCUUACGUGCUGACAGUUACGGCGUACGACGGAGGGUCAUCUCCGAGUAGGUCGGCAGACGCGACUGUCUACGUGACCGUGGAUGACGUUAACGACAACGUUCCUUCAUGUACGGGCUACUACUACGACCAGACACUGGCAGAAUCCGUACCGGCCGGAACGUCGUUGCUGCAGCUGACCUGCAGUGACCCAGAUGAAGGCGUGAAUGGAGACCUGACGUACACCAUCUCGUCAGGUGACCUUUACGGACAGUUCAACGUUGACAGUACCGGGCAGCUGACCGUCAGCACGGGACUGGACUACGAGAACACAACGCAAUAUCAACUCACCAUCACUGUUGCAGACAAUGGUUCUCCUUCCCUGUCCACGGAGGUGGCCGUAACCAUGGAGAUAACCGGAGUGAACGAGUUCCAGCCGGUUUUCACCCUGAACCCGUACAGUGUCUCCAUCAACGAGAACAUCUCCCUCGCCACGUCCAUACUGGCUGUCUCCGCUCAGGAUGAUGAUGCUGGAACACAGGGAACACCAGGUGAAAUAAAGUAUUACAUCACAUCCGGGAACCAAGACGGAGCCUUUAGUCUGGACUACCUGUCUGGUGACCUGAGUACUGCAGCUGUCCUGGACAGAGAGGCAUUAGAUACAUACGUACUGACAGUUGUUGCCGUUGACGGUGGAACGUCGCCGCAGAGGUCAGGCACCAGUACCGUGACAAUCACCGUCGAGGACGCUAACGACAACACGCCGUCCUGCCAGUCUACCUACCACACAGUCACCGUACCCGAAAACACAACUCUCAACACCGUGUUACUCACAGUAAACUGCAGCGACAAUGACAUCAACCAAAACACCCAACUGACGUACACCAUCGUGAACGGCAGCGAUGGAAGCAUUACCAUGUCGCCUAGCAACGCUGAUGUUUAUCUAGCGGCAUCCUUAGACUACGAGACCACCGACGGCUACUACAUCCAGGUGGAAGUGAGCGACAAUGGAUAUCAAAGUGACACUGCGACUGUUUAUGUCAGUGUGGAAGUGACUGGGGUGAACGAAGCAGCACCCGUAUUUGUGAACCCCAGCUAUCAGGUAAGCGUUGCUGAGAACGAAACAGCAGGAGUGGUCAUCCUUCAAGUUAACGCUGCAGACUCUGACUUAGGGGAUGACGGUCGGUUCACAUACAGCAUAACGGGUGGGAACAAUGCGGGGAUGUUCGAGAUCAGCGCCACGAAUGGACAAAUAGGAAUCAAGCGACGUCUGGACAGAGAAGACACUGAUUACUACGUGCUCACCGUCACGGCCACCGACAUGGGAUCUCCAGCGCUAUCCAGUAGUGUCUACGUUUACGUUAACGUCACUGACGUGAAUGACAACCAGCCUUCAUGUUCUUCAUACGUCGUGAAUAUUGAAUUGGACGAAGAUGUCAACGUGGGAACAACAUUGGCGUCCUUUAAUUGUACGGACCAAGACAUAAGUAAUAACGCCGACUUAUCGUACAGUAUUGUCAGUGGUGACACAACUAGCCGGUUUGCGAUGGUACUGAACGAACUCCAGGUUCUAAACUUAGAUUACGAAGGUGAUGACUGGUACUACUUGACACUGGCUGUUGUUGACAAUGGAUCUCCCGCUCUCAGUGCCAACAUUACUGUAUCUGUACACGUUAACCCCGUGAACGAAUUUACCCCUGUGUUCAACGAUUCGUCCUACUCAACCAACCUGUACGAGAAUAUAACCAGCGGGACUGUGGUAGUGACCGUCGGCGCCACAGACGGCGAUAGGUCCGACCAAGCCCAAGGCAUGGUCCGCUACUCCAUCGUGUCGGGAAAUACGGGAAACAAGUUCUCCAUUGCCGACGAUACGGGAGAGAUAUCUGUUGUGAGACCUCUCGAUCGUGAGACUACGGACUUCUACAACCUAACGGUGAGAGUACACGAUAACGUAUACGGAGGACUCCCACAACUCACCGCUGACGUCCAGGUGGAAAUCACGGUGUUGGACGUAGACGAUAAUGCUCCCAGUUUCGAGCCCGAAUCGUACACCGUAAGUGUUGUUGAGGGUGCCGCAGUAGGUACACAGUUGGCCGUGCUUACCUACACUGACGCAGACGAUGGCGUCAACGCUAUUUCCGUUCUGAGUGUCACUUCUGGAAACGGGACGGGCCUCUUUUCACUCGCCGGAAACACCCUAUCCCUGCUAGGGCCACUAGACUAUGAGACGGAGCAGCAAUACGUACUGACCAUACAAGCGACUGACGUGCUGGAACCAUCAUUCACGGAUACAGCAGAAGUGAUCGUCAACGUCAUAUCCGAAAACGACAACCAACCAGUGUUUGCCGUGGACAACACAACGAUCAACGUGUCCGAAGACGCCGCGCUGGGAACUGUCCUAUACGACGCUAACGCCACAGACAGUGACCUGGGAGAGCACAGUGAGCUAACCUACUCUAUCGUGUCCAGUAGUUCUCCCACCUUCCUCAUAGACAGCGUCACGGGGGCAGUGAGACUUGGCGCAGCACUAGACAGAGAAACACUCUCGUCUUACGUAGUGAACAUAACAGCGGAAGACAUCGACUACUACGACUUUAUGUUGUUGUACGUCUUCGUCACGGACGUGAAUGACAACAAGCCUGCCAUGACUAACACCGUGUAUUCGGUAACAGUUGACGAGAACCAACCAAUAGGAACAAUCCUCCUGACAGUUUUGGCUACAGAUCCUGACGAAGGCAACAACAGUGACAUCACUUACACUACCCGCGGCUCUGACGCAAGCUUCUUUUACGUCAACAGCACAACCGGUGACGUAUCUAGCCAGAACACACUGGACUUCGAAACUAGGAAGUCGUAUUAUUUCUUCGUUAGAGCAUAUGACAAUGGGUCCCCACAGCUGUAUUCCUCUUGGUCCGGGGUGCAGAUUAUAGUAAACGAUCUCAACGACAACAGCCCAGUGUUCUCUCCCACCACUUACCCAGCAUACACUAUAUCAGAAGACUCCUCAUACCCUGUAGACCUGUUAGCAGUGUACGCGUCUGAUGCAGACUCAGGAAUAAAUGAUGACAUUACUUACUCCAUCGCAUCAGGAGAUCUCAAUAAUCAAUUCCAGAUAAACCAAGAUGGCGUCCUAAGUCUCGUCGAUGCCCUUGACCGCGAGGUCAAUGCCCUCUAUUUCCUUACCAUUGCUGCUACGGAUGGAGGAUCACCACCACAGUUUUCUACGGCUGUAGUUGUCAUUACAGUAGAAGACGUCAAUGACAACGCGCCAGUCUUUGCACAAUCUUCCUACACAGAAUACGUAGACGAAGAUGUCACACUAUACACCACAGUACUAACUCCCGUGGCCACAGACCCAGACAGUGGGUUAAACAGUGAAAUCUCAUUCUCUAUUCUGUCUGGAAAUGACGGCAACAAAUUCAGCAUUGAUCCUAUCUAUGGAUACAUAUUCACUAUCGGCUCGUAUGACAGAGAAGUACAAGACACAUACAACCUAACAAUUCAAGCCCAAGAUGGAGAAAGUCCCUUCUACACCGCCACGUCAGUUGUGUACAUCAGAAUUGUGGACAUAAACGACAACGCCCCUGUCUUCGGACAGUCAACCUACCAAACAGAUGUUAACGAAGACGUCGCCGUUGGAACUUCCGUGAUCACGCUCAGCGCUAAUGACGUCGACAACGGCACGAACGGAGAAGUCAACUAUUUCAUGUCGGACACGUCCGUUCCUUUUACACUUGACAACACGACAGGUGUGCUUUACACAAGCGGUAACCUUGACCGCGAAAGCGUCUCCUCCUACAGUUUCUUAGUGUACGUGCGAGACCAGGGGACACCACAGUUUUCAGACCAGACAACCGUUACUGUAUACGUACUCGACGUCAACGACAACACACCAAACUUCACUCAAACGUCUUACAGCAUCACAAUUGAAGAAAAUCUAGCCCAGGGUACAAGCAUUUUAACCGUCAGUGCUACAGAUAACGAUUUGGGUACCAAUGCGGACAUAUCCUACUCCAUAUCUACUACCAGCACCUUAGGGUUACAGUUCUACAACAUUGACUCAACGUCUGGGCAAAUCUCAGUAAAGGAAGCUAACGACAGAGAAACGUUAGACUUUGUGCAGAUGUUUCUGGUGGCCACAGACGGAGGGUCUCCUCAGCUCAGCUCAUUGGUUGAGGUGAACGUGUCGAUCUCUGACGUCAACGACAACGCACCAAUCCUGGUGCAGACGUUCUUUAGUCUGGAGAUCCGUUACGACAGUAGCAGUCUCACCAACUUGGAUACACUCAGCGCGACGGACGUCGAUCAAGGCAUUAACGGAGAGAUCCAGUACUACCUGCUAGACUACACCAACCUCUUUCACGUGGACCUACUGUCCGGACACUUCCGUAAGAAGGACAACUCCACCCUACUAGAGCCGGACUUCAAGUACGUCAUGACCGCCGUGGCCAGGGAUGCAGGUUCUCCGGUCCUGACGUCCGACCCAGCGACCCUCCGUGUGGACACGUUCCGUCCGGAGGAGUGUCUGGUGGACAUGGUGGUGGCGCUGACGUAUGACCAGUUCUUACAGGUCCAGGAUUCCUUCAUCGCGGCUCUGACCGCAGUGUUCGCGCCAGGAAGGAUCGGAGUCUCAGACGUCACAACCAGCAGUGGCACCAGUCGGAGACGUCUGCUACAAUCUGACUCCGUCACCGUGUCCGUGUACGGGGUCGCCAACAGCCUCACCGACUCGGCGUCCGGUCUGUCGGCGGCAAAAUCCUUCAUGUCUGCCGACGAGAUUCUGGAGGUGGCCCAGCUGGACGAUUCGGGAACUCCUAGCGCCGCCAUUUCUGGCCAAGAGUUCUCAAACUUCCCAGUGACACAGGUUUCACGGUCGAUUGACAACAGUGUGACGACGGCUGCUACACCUUUUGUGCAGACCCCCGCCGGAAUAGCUGUGUUGACCAUCAGCGCGGUGGUGGGGCUCAUACUCCUCAUCCUAUUAGUCGUCUGCUGUGUAGGGUUUUGUAAGAGGAGAAAUAAAAACAAGGUGGACAAGUAA
Branchiostoma floridae (Florida lancelet) is the source of this 9048-nucleotide messenger RNA. Its product is annotated as protocadherin Fat 4-like. Gene Ontology annotation, molecular function: calcium ion binding. The record is from RefSeq and is a predicted model, not a curated record. Gene Ontology annotation, cellular component: plasma membrane. The coding region runs from base 1 to 9048 and encodes 3015 amino acids. The transcript is spliced from 14 exons. Lineage: Eukaryota; Metazoa; Chordata; Leptocardii; Amphioxiformes; Branchiostomatidae. Gene Ontology annotation, biological process: homophilic cell-cell adhesion.